Molecule: messenger RNA, 1130 nt
Organism: Paramecium tetraurelia
Lineage: Eukaryota; Ciliophora; Oligohymenophorea; Peniculida; Parameciidae
Exons: 6
Biological process (GO): ubiquitin-dependent protein catabolic process; protein deubiquitination
Cellular component (GO): cytoplasm
Molecular function (GO): cysteine-type deubiquitinase activity
Source: RefSeq, a predicted model, not a curated record
AUGCAAGAGUGGUGUACAAUAGAGUCUGACCCAGGAGUAUUCACUGAGCUCAUAAAUGCAAUUGGAGUUUAAGGGGUUUAAGUUGAAGAGAUUUAUGAUCUAAAUGAUGAAUAAUAGAUGGCCUAGAUGCAACCCAUUUAUGGAUUCAUAUUCUUAUUCAGAUGGACAAGCAAAGGCGAAAAAAGAGAGUGUCUUAAAAUUUAUGAUCAAGAUCUCUUCUUUGCCAAUUAAGUCAUCUAAAACGCAUGUGCAACUUAAGCCAUCAUCUCCAUUUUAUUAAAUUCCCCUUAAAUUGAAAUUGGAGAAGCGCUUAAAAAUUAUAAAGAAUUUACUAUUGCUCUGGAUCCUAAGGAAAGGGGAAAUUGUCUAGGAGGUGUUGAAGUGAUAAAAACAGCUCAUAAUAGCUUUGCUAGACCUGAACCCUUCAUUUUCUCAAAUGAAAAGAAGAAGGCCAAAGAAGGUGAUGAUGUCUUUCAUUUUGUUUCUUAUCUUCCCUUCAAAGGAAAAGUGUACGAAUUAGAUGGUCUCUAAGAAGGACCAAUCUUGAUUGGUGAAUAUCAGGAUGAUUGGAUUGUUAGAGCUAAAGAAGCCAUCUUAAAAAGGAUUUAACAUUACUAAGAAAAAGAAACAGCUUUUACUUUGUUAGCUGUCAAUUAAUGCAGAAAAUUCAAAGCAAACAAAAUUCUAUCAUCAUCGUAAAAUGAAAUAUUAUUGAUUCUCAAAACCUUAGAUUUUAUGGGUGUGGAUUUAUCUGAAGAAUAAAAACAAUAGUUAAUUGAACUAUCAAAUUAAUAAAAUAUUGAAUAAGAACUGCUCCAAGAAUCUAAAGAAGAAUUAUUAAUUAGAUUAAAUAAUGCCAAUAACAGAAUUUAAGAAGCUUAAAUUAUUCUGAGUGAAGAAAAUGCCAAGUUUUAAAAAUAUAAAGAAGAAAAUUCCAGAAGGAAACAUAAUUAUAUUCCAUUCAUUUUGGAACUUUUUAAGAUGGCUUAAAGAAAAGGUUAACUUGAAGGAUUGUUAGAGAAAGCUUAACAAAAAUAAUAAUAAAAGUUGCAGCAAUAACCAAAAAAAUGAUAUUUUGAAUUUUAUAAUAUGAGCAAUAUAUAUUUUGAAAAUUUAUUUUGAUUGCUUAA